AUGCCUGAAUUAUCACCGUAUGAGUGGAGGACACUCCACGCCACGACAAGCAGUCGUACCUUCCAAUUCGACGUCAUCGGCAAUCUGCCCGUUGAGCUAGUGGCCCAGGUGUUCUCGCAUUUAGACGUCGCUGCUCCUUACCGCUUGCAAACAAGUCUCAACAGUUGGUACCAAGGUACUGUCAACUUCCAAGAUGCCGACCACGCUCUAUGUCAAAAGAAAGCCCGCAAGAUCAAUGCCUUUCGUACCGGCAAGCCGCGCAAAGUCUACAAGAUAACACCCAAGGACAGUAUAGAUGAUAUCUAUUUAGCAGGAAACAGUCUCAUCUGGCAAAGCCUAACCGAGAACGAAUCACUUGGCAUUGCUCCUAUCAUACAGCCUGCGACCCAGACAAUCAUCUUGUUUGCCAAUGCCGCACGUAACAAUGACGUUCCUUUCCACCAACAGUUCUUCGCGUUCGGUCGCUACACAUACAGCGGGGAGUGUCUCAGCACACACCACGCAAACCUCCACGGGGUAACUUCUCUCUCGUAUUUUUCCCGUGAUCCAAACACCUUUGUCCCAGUCGACGACAAGCAGAACAUACUGUCGAUAGUCAUGCGAGACACCAACGGCAAGUCAUCGUUCCUAGUACGAUUCAACGAAGAAGAGAUGGAGAUGAGUGUAUGGGAGGGUUCCCGGCUAUACGAACACCCCGAAUUCACCGAUACCAACGGUGCCAUGGCGUGGUGGAAGGACACAUGCUAUGCCGCAUUCUGGGACGGGGACGUCGAAGGCGAAAUGCGUGACACGAUUGCUCUUAUGGAUGGGAACGCCGACAAGCAUGACAUGAAUGCGGUUGAGGGCGCCAGUGCCGGCAAAACCUACAAGCUCAUCGUGUCUGAACUAGUGGACGAAGAGUCACUCGAUCUCGAUAUCAACGCACCCGUUGUUAUGAACGAAGACUAUGUUAUCAGAAACGCGGGGAAUAGAUUCUACAUACUCUGUUUUGACGACGACGAUGAGGGGAAGAAACCACAGGAGAAUGGAUCGUUCUUUGAUCUGGGAGAGCUUGAGGUAUCGAAGGGUAUGGAUACGUGGUUCGAUCAACCACAUUACAAGGGGUGGCUACAGUCUCGGCCAUAUGCCCGUGUAAAGGAGAUCUGGGGGCCGGAGCUGGAACGACGGAGGCAGGAGCUUUCAUUAUCUUCAGAAAGUGACUAG
Alternaria triticimaculans is the source of this 1203-nucleotide messenger RNA. RefSeq lists its product as uncharacterized. The coding region runs from base 1 to 1203 and encodes 400 amino acids. Lineage: Eukaryota; Fungi; Ascomycota; Dothideomycetes; Pleosporales; Pleosporaceae. The transcript has 4 exons. The record is from RefSeq and is a predicted model, not a curated record.